Chironomus riparius is the source of this 517-nucleotide messenger RNA. Lineage: Eukaryota; Metazoa; Arthropoda; Insecta; Diptera; Chironomidae. The record is from the annotation of a GenBank genome assembly.
AUAUUUUUGUUUACAUCCAAAAAUAAUUUAAUUUAUCAAAAUUUCAAAAUAGUCACAGAAAAUUUGUGUUUUGAGUCAUAUCUAGUAAUAUUAAUGCGUAAUUGUAAAUAAAAGGCAAAGAAAAUGGAGUUACCGGUUAAAACUAAUGCCUUUCAAAUAAAACCUGAUCUAGAAAACAUAAUUCCACCGAUGGAAGUUAAGAAAAUUAUCUGCAAAAUUCUCAAUGAAACUUUACUGAAUAAAAGCUACACAACAGAGAAUGCCAAGAUCUGGACAAAGAGUAUUGCAGAUGACAUUAAUAGAAGUUUGAAUCAAAUUACGCAAAAGUAUAAGCAUGUCGUUCAGGUAGUGAUAACACAGAAAAUAGGUCAAGGAUUUAAAUUUACAGCACGUAGUCGCUGGGAUGUUGAUACAGAUCGUCAAAUAACUGAAUCGUUUAUUAAUGAGACUAUAAUAUGUAUAGCAACUGUCUUUGGAGUGUACUUAUAUUAAAUAAAAUAAAAUUAUUACCUUGUAA